Molecule: messenger RNA, 882 nt
Organism: Nicotiana attenuata
Lineage: Eukaryota; Viridiplantae; Streptophyta; Magnoliopsida; Solanales; Solanaceae
Exons: 5
Coding region: 147-638 (163 amino acids)
Biological process (GO): maturation of SSU-rRNA from tricistronic rRNA transcript (SSU-rRNA, 5.8S rRNA, LSU-rRNA)
Cellular component (GO): nucleolus
Source: RefSeq, a predicted model, not a curated record
UUUGUAAACCAAUAUUUUAUUCCAAAGCCAAAAACCCUUGUACACUGGUUUCAAGUUUCAACCUUUUCUUCUUCGGCGAUUGAACGGCGAAAUUGCUUCUCUCAAUUUUCUCCGGGCAAGAAGGAAGAAAUAAGAUUUGGCCAAAUAUGGACAUGAAGGAACCAAAGAUGGAUUUUAAGUCGAUCCUGAAGGAGGUCGAAUAUCUGGGCUCCGCACAUAUGACAUGGAAAGAGAAAAAGGAGUUGGAGAACAAGAAAAUAGUUUCGCUUGGUGGGAAGCCUCAGAAGAAACAGAGGUUACCACUUAGUGUUGCACGAGUAAUGAUGAAGAAACAGAAGGAAAGGGAGGAGAAAAUACAAGAAGAGAAUUUGAUACUUGGACGAUUUGGGGGAAACAAUGGUAGCAGUUCAAGAAAAGCAGCGGGAAGGCGCAGACCUGAGGAUAGGGUACUGAAGUCAACUGAAGGUCACUUCAGAAAUGGGGUGCUUGAUGUUAAGGACUUAUUAAAACCUUCUGCACCGAAAGCACCGAAAGCAUUCGAUGCAGAGCAGUCUUUUGCUAGUAAAGGGAAGAAGAAAAAGGGUGGUAAAAAGAACAAGGGCAAGAAGAAAAAGGGUCCUGGUAAGAAGCGCCAUUAAACAUGGGAUAAAUGGCGAGACCUCCUUGUUUUCUUUGUAUUUUUAAGCUUUAGAUUCCAGUGUAGUAGAUUAUAUCUCUAAUAUGUUAAAAUUUUGUUGUAGUCUCCUGAAUUUUCUGUGUUCUGAUGAUGAGUAUAGUAAUGCUUAAUGGAUGAACACUUUUUUGGUGGAAGAGAAAGUGAGCAUUAACUGACAUCCCUUGUAUGUGUUUUAUCGAGCAAUACGAUGUCAAUUGGUCAAUUCA